AUGCGAACGUUAUGCGGCAUCGAUAACGGUUAUUAUUACGUUCGUGGCAAAUACGCGACGGUGAGGAGAUGCCGCGAGAGAUCCAGCGGCAGGCAGUGGGCCGCCAAGUUUCUGAGGAAGCGUCGACGAGCGCAGGAGCUCAGAGCGGAAGCGCUACACGAGGUCGCAGUGCUGGAUGCCGCGGCCCAUUGUUCUCGCCUUGUCUCCCUUCAUCAAGUCUUCGAGACCAAUACCGAGAUGGUUCUCGUCCUUGAGCUGGCUCCUGGUGGCGAGUUACAAAUGAUACUCGACCGAGACGAAGUUCCAGAGGAACGUCAGGUCGCGAGAUUGUUGAGGCAGAUUUUGGACGGGAUCGCCUUUCUGCAUUCCCUCAACGUAGCUCACCUCGACAUCAAGCCGCAAAAUUUGGUGCUCACUGGAGAAUUUCCCGACUGCGACGUGAAGCUAUGCGACUUCGGCAUAUCGCGAUACAUCAGCCACGGCACGGACAUACGAGAGAUCCUGGGCACGCCCGAUUAUGUCGCUCCGGAGGUACUGAAUUACGAGCCGAUCAGCCUGGCGACCGACAUGUGGUCCGUCGGCGUGCUGCUCUACGUACUGUUAACGGGAUGCUCCCCGUUCGGCGGCGACACCAAGCAGGAGACGUUCUGCAACAUCAGUAGAUGUCGUCUGGACUUUCCGGACGAUCUCUUCGAGGACGUUUCCGAGGAGGCGCGCGAUCUCAUGCGCAAGCUCAUGGUGAAGGAUCCGAACGAACGCCUGACGGUGACCGAGUGCCUCCAGCAUGCCUGGUUCAACAUGUUCGAGCAGCCGUCGGCGCCUUUGUCAUCGACCACGUGCUCCACGUCGGACGACAGUUCGACGGUGGAUCCGUUGACGACCUCGUCCGGAUUGAACGUCGACGCGAAGAGACGGGAAGAGAACGAUUCCGCGUCGUCGUGCGUAAACGCUCAUGCCGCACCAUCGUCGUCCUCCGCAUCAAAAACCGAAAACGUCAACGAGAAGCAGCAACGAUUGUCCACCCCCGGUUUGAGCCACAGCCUGGAACCGUCCAAGCCGACGAAUGUGCGCGCCGUCUCGUCGCACACGGAGAAUUUGCACACGGCGUCGAAGUUGUCGUCCACGCCCGUCAGACUCGGUCUGAAUCCGGACCGCAGAGACACCUUCAAGAAGAACAUGGACUCGCUGGCGCGAAAGUUCUCGGGUACGAUUCUACAAGAGAUCGUUCUUCUCGACUCGGCGUCGAAUUCUUCGUCUACGACGGGAGCCAACGGUAACAACGGCGGUGUUCAGCAACAUCGCGCCAUCGCCACGCACACGAUGCCCGCCAGCGGCGAGGUGUUCAAGUGCACGCCCGUGUUCAUUCUCGGCGAGGCGGAGCAGCAAUGCAGCAGCGAUUGCGGCAGCGACACCGUUUCCGAGAUCUCGACCGACAGCUCGAGCGAUCGCAGCAGCAUCUACUCGGACGACUCUCUGGACUUCAUUCUUUACGGCAAGAGCCAGGGCCGAGCGAGCUUUCCGUUCACCGCCGCGGACGCGAACGCCGACAGGUGGGAACAGAGGCACAAUCAUCACCGCACCGCCCGAGCGUGGCCGCGCGAAUGUAACGGCGUCGUCAGCAAAGCGAUCAGCCGUUUCAUCUCGGAGACUUCGUCCGCCGGGACCAAAAUCGCCAAGAUUCCGACACCCUCGACGGCUAUGCGCGGCAGCAAGACUAGUCUCGAAGCGCUGCGCGAGCGGGGCGGCAAUUUGGUGGUCAUCAGGGAGCCCGUUCGCGCCGGCAGAUACACCAGAUACAGCGAGGUGCAGUGCGAGUCGGUGCAGGCGCGCAUUCGACGGUUUCAGGUGCAUGAAGCCUCGUAAGAGAUUGUCGUGCACGGGUCGAAGAGUUUUGCUCUGCGUUCGUAUCCACGCCAGAUGGGCAAGAGUCUGGCUCCGUCUCUUGAAAGAAGCCCGAGCGGGAGAUCAAAAGCUUGAGGCGGUUGUAUAUGUUACGCAAUCACAACGAGAUGACACCUGAAGGAUGCGCGAGAGAUCGAGCGAAGAGAAGGGGCGAAAGAGACAGACGAACGAAUGUUCUCGAGAUUCGUGAAGCCUGUGUGAUGACAGAGAGAGAGAGAGAGAGAGAGAGAGAGAGAGAGAGAGAGGUUCUUUCGGAAAGUUCGAAAGUUUUUAUGAAAACAAUACUUACAAACUUUGUUUUAAAAAAAUUUAAAAAAAAUUGAUUUUUGUUUGGAAUUAUUAAAUUUGGAUUUUUCGAUAUCGGAGAAACACGUAUUGGUGAAGUUCGUGGGCAAGUAAUUUAUUCAAACUGUGUCUGAGAAACUUGAUGCGACAGCAAAGAAGACCCGCGAACAAUGUUACACCCGAUUAAGAAAGUUUUCUGUGUGAAAGUUUUUUUUUCCAUAAUAUUAAGCGUUACUUUGUGUAGGGAAGGGAACAAGAAAAAAAAGUCGCGUGCGUCGCACCCAAAAACCUGAACAGCGACAACAGCGUUUCGAAGCCCCUCUAGCCCGACCAGCGCCGGAUUCCUCGGGGAAUCCGAGAGAUUGAUCGUACGUAAGAGAGAGCGUGCGGCUGCUAUGUGAUCGUGCGCGCACAACGCGCACGUAGCCGCGCGCGAAAUGUGUUGUGAGCGCGCGGAAUCUAUCGCGCUUGUUAUAUUACGCCUCUACACGCGUGCCUUCGCGAAGGUGCCGACGAGAGAGAUCGUAGCUUGUACCAUAUCAAAUUGAACAAAUGGCUGUUGUAAAUACACGGGUGAAUGCGUGUGUAAUGUAUGCGUGUGUGCGGUAUGCGCGUGCGUGUGUGAUGCGCUGACUCUACGAGCAGCCUCGAAGAGGGCGGUCUUUAAUGUACAUAUUCGAGUAAUCAGAGAAGGAACGAGUGUGACAGGAUAGGUUUGCGUGUGUGCGUGUGUGCGUGACUUCGGGACGAAGGCGCCCGCAGUUGCGGCUACGCCGCCGGUCUCGGGGGUGGUCUCGCAUCGGCGUGACAACGGCGACGGAGGAGAUCCGGAGGAAGGUCGAGCGAGGUCGUCGCGCCACCUGACACUGAAUUCCAGCACAAGGGGAAGAAGAGAGUGGGAGGAGAGAGCAGCGCGCAUUCCGCCGCGCGGAAAAACACGCGUGAGACAAUUGGUCGCGCGUCGACGAGUCAGCUUACGACGACGACGACGACGGAUCUUUCCUACUCCGCCGAUGUCAAACAAAAAGUGUAAAUAACAGAGACGCGAAUGUGCCCGCGAGAUCGCGAGCACCCGGAAUGAAAGGCGCUCGCGCGCGGUGUGUGUGUGUGUGUGCGUGCGUGCGUACGUAAGGGAAACUUCGACGGAGGCAGCUUCUGUAAUUCGCCGUUAUCGAUAGACUGAACGACCGUCCUUUUGAGCUGAAGGUAGCUCGAGCUGCAUCGCGCGCUAUGCACCAAAAAUGAUGGUUACGCGUUUUAACUUAUAAAAUGAGAUUUACAAACAUAAAAACAUAAAAACGUAAAAAUUGCAUCGCAUCAGUUUCGAGAGAAAAAAAACAAUAUCGAUCGAAAUGUCCAAGCGAGUUGGCUGUGCGAAGUAAGUCCCGCGAUUCGCAACAGCCGCGCGCGUCGCGUCCACGGUGCAUCACGCGCGAUUCACCAUACUCGCCAUAUUAAGUAGUUGUUUAUAAUAACGACUAGCGACAAUCCCGCAUAGGAACAUUUCGGUGCCUUCCUUAAAAAAAAAAAAAAAAAAAAAAA
Molecule: messenger RNA, 3729 nt
Organism: Pseudomyrmex gracilis
Lineage: Eukaryota; Metazoa; Arthropoda; Insecta; Hymenoptera; Formicidae
Product: death-associated protein kinase related-like
Exons: 6
Coding region: 1-1863 (620 amino acids)
Biological process (GO): intracellular signal transduction; positive regulation of apoptotic process; protein phosphorylation
Cellular component (GO): nucleus
Molecular function (GO): ATP binding; protein serine/threonine kinase activity
Source: RefSeq, a predicted model, not a curated record